This is a messenger RNA of Pangasianodon hypophthalmus (striped catfish), 3285 nucleotides long. RefSeq lists its product as uncharacterized. The transcript is spliced from 13 exons. The coding region runs from base 256 to 1581 and encodes 441 amino acids. NCBI's taxonomy places the organism in Eukaryota, Metazoa, Chordata, Actinopteri, Siluriformes, Pangasiidae. The record is from RefSeq and is a predicted model, not a curated record.
UCCUCAAAGUCUAACUUCAAGCAAAGUUCCUUUCUCUCCACCUUCUACACAGUGAUUAGCUACACUUUUAACGAAAGGGUGCAAGUGGCGACAUCUGCUGGACAAGAAGGGACAUUACUACACGUUCAUUCAGUAACUUCAAGAGAGGAGGUCACGGGGAGCCUGGAAGCUCUCCCAGGGGGACUCGGGGCAGAUGUUAGUCAGCAUGAUACUGGCAAAAACAUUGCAAAAUGGCACAGUCAGGUGGUUUUCAGGAUGUCAGGAUUAAACAAUUCACCCAGCCCUCUGUCCACCACGAGUAACCAGUCAGAGGACUCUGUGCACACAUCCAGUUAUGAGAGUGAGAGUAAUGAGUCUGAUGAACGUGAGGACUCGAGGUUAAAGGUGCCCAGCAUACCGUCUCCUCGCAUGGUGGAAGCGGCAUCUCCAACAUCUGUCAAAUUUGACCAGUCAGUGGCCCCAAGAAUUACAUUCCAAAACAGCCUGAAGCACAAGGGGGUAUCACCAGCUCCUAUGUACGGUUAUCAGGGAAAGGACCAGUUAUGUCCAGUUAUGUUCAGCCCAGCAUCAGUGACUAUUCGUGCAUCCUGGGACAAACCAAAUUCACCAGCUGUAUCAUACAACUCAAUGACAAGUGUCCAGUCUAUGAACCCUCCACUUAAGUUCAGUCGAGAGCCUGAUGUGGUGGGAAGAAAAGAAGCAGCAUCUCCAGCUCCCACAAUGGCAUCUGUUCAAUCCGAGCAGUCAAUGGAUCCACCUGCUACAUUCAGUUGCAGGUUAAAGGUGCCCAGCAUACCGUCUCCUCGCAUGGUAGACGCGGCAUCUCCAGGUCCAACAUCUGUCAGAUCUGACCUGUCAGUGAUUCCAAGAGCUACAAUCAAAGUCAGUGAAUCAUACACCAGUCUGAUGAUGAGGGAACACUUGAGGUGUUCAGUGUGUAAAGAUAUGCUGAAGGAGCCUGUGUCCAUCCCAUGUGGACACAGUUUCUGCCAAACCUGCAUCCUGUCCUACUGGACCAAACCAAUCCAUGCAGGAAGCUACUCCUGCCCUCAGUGUAGGAAGAGAUUUAAAACUUGUCCUGCACUGAGCCUAAACCUGACUCUGGCUAACGUGGUGCAGACGCAGCAGCAGGCUGGGUUCAGUCCUGCUCUUCUUCCUCAAAGCUACGCUGGCCCUGGAGAUGUGGCCUGUGAUAUCUGCUCUGAGAGUAGCAUCAGAGCGGUGAAGUCGUGCCUGACCUGCUGUACAUCUUACUGUGAAACCCACGUGAGGCGGCACUACACUGUAGAAGCGCUGCAGGAACAUAUCCUCAGGGAGCCAACAAAAGAUCUGGAGCAGGAAGUCUACAAAACUAAUACUCCAGUUGAGGUUGGACUUAAGGAUCUAAAGAGCAAUAUGAUGAAUGAGAUGAAGCAACUCGAAAACACUGUUAAUAAAAUGACAGUGAAAUUGGAGGACCUGCAGAGAAGUAUUACACAGAUUACAGAGGCCCAGCACCCAAGAAAAAGCAAUCACACAGAGGACUUUGUCUUUCAGGUGCUUGAUUUUGCUGUGCCUGACUUCCAGUUGCCACAGGAAUGAAAUUUUUUUCUUCCAGCGUAGCCUUCAGUGAUUAAAGGAUCCUCUGUGAACCUGUUUUCUGCUCAGACUCACGCAGAUGUCAGGAUUAAGAUGAAGCCACUCUGAGCUCUGGGCCUGAUGUUCUUCUGAGUCGCUCUGAACUCCGGUCCUGAAGGUCCACCGCAUGUUCUCACUGCUCCGAAUGCACCUGCUUAAGCUUAUGUACUACUACGUUUUUGUUUUUUUUUCUUCUUUUUUUUUGAGAUGGAACUCGUAACUCGUCGAUGAUUUUUAUCAUCAUUAUUCCAUCCACAAAGCUGCAAAAGAGACGAGACUGAGAUAAUUGCAGACCGCAUUAACACCUACCUGAGAUUCGAUCACAGAGUGAGACAGACGAGCUCCGGAGGCGAUCUGGAUGAUGUAAUGAUCUCAAUGCAGGCUGAGGACAUUUACUUUUUUUUUUUUUGCAGUCUAAUGUGUUUUGGGUCACAGAAAACGUGUCCCAAUUCACUACAAAUUGCACCAAGAAGUUCAGGAUGUGCCGAUUUAACACUGGCAUUAAUCGUUUAUUUAAAAUUCACUCCUGAGCUCAGGUUACUGUCUGACGUCAUGCCCACGUAGGUUCGCUCAGGCUUCUCCAGUUUCCUCUCACUGACCGCAAACAUGCCCAUGUGGGAUAAAUUACCUCUGGGGUGUGUGUGUGUGUGUGUGUGUGUGUGUGUGUGUGUGUGUGUGUGUGUGUGUGUGUGUGUGUGUGUGUGUGUGUGUGUGUGUGUAUGUGUAUGUAUAUGUAUAUGUAUAUGUAUGUGUGUGUAUGUGUGUGUGUGUGUAUGUGUAUGUAUGUGUGUGUAUGUGUGUGUGUGUGUGUGUGUGUGUGUGUGUGUAUGUGUGUGUAUGUGUAUGUAUGUAUGUAUGUAUGUAUGUGUGUGUGUGUGUGUGUAUGUAUGUGUGUGUGUGUGUGUGUGUAUGUGGUCCCCAGAGCUGGACUGACGUAUUAUCCAGUGUGUUCCCGGGUUAGACUGCACCAGAACCCUGUUCAGGGUAAAGCUCUUACUGAAGUAAGGAAUGAAUGUUGAGCGCUAUACUGCACUUUUUUUUUUUUUUUAAACAUCACGUUCAUGUUAUGUUGAAGAGCCGAUAGAUUAUAUUAGAUUGUAGAUACAAUUUGUUAACAGUGCAAAAUUGACUUUUUUUCUAUUGGAAGCAGUCUCGGGUCGUUUCUAAGAGAAACGUUAGAAACGUUUACAGUAGCAGUGUAUACGUAAUGUAACCGUUACUCCCUCGAUUCUAAUUGGUCAGAACAUUCAGUGUUUUCUGUGCUCAGAGUUUGAGCCUAACAACGUUAGACUUCAUCCACUUGUAUUUCUUGAACUUUUGUGAGCUGAAUUUUUCCUCUUUAGCUUUACUCUUUAUAUUCAAAGAACAUUGUCAUUGACGCUGCUUAUUUCCUGCUUUACAGUGACUUACAGCGUGACUUACAGACUGAGUUUUUACAGACUGAAAGUAAUACUCAGCUGAGUCACGGUCACUGUAAAGCAGGAAAUAAGCGGCAUAAAUGAGAAAGUUCUUUGAAUAUAAAGAGUUUUGCUAAAGAGGAAAAAUUCAGCUCACUUAUAUUGCUGCAUAAUAAAAAUGGAGUAUUUAUUUUUUCUGCACAUUUGUUUAGCUUAAUGGUUUCCAGAAUGUUUUUUUUUUCUCCCCAUUAAACACUUUCCUUCAUCUUCA